Molecule: messenger RNA, 549 nt
Organism: Rhopalosiphum padi (bird cherry-oat aphid)
Lineage: Eukaryota; Metazoa; Arthropoda; Insecta; Hemiptera; Aphididae
Exons: 4
Coding region: 81-455 (124 amino acids)
Source: RefSeq, a predicted model, not a curated record
GUAAAUUUUUCAAAUUUUCCGGUCUUUUCUAUUUCUAAAUUUUAAAUAUUUCUAAGUUUUAUUUGAUUUGAGUAUAAAAAAUGGACCAGAAUUUGUUGAAUUUUUGGAAAAACUACGAACACAUAAUCGAUUGGGGUUAUCGAAUUUCAGGGGCUAGAGGAACGGAUAGCAGUGGAUCAUCGGCACCAAUCAAAACUGAAACUAUAGAAAUAAAUACUUGUAGAACUUUUAACACCAAUGAAAAUGAGUACGAUGCUUGUGAAUACUCUUCCGAUAGCAGUGUUGAUAUUGAUUUAGAAUAUUUAAAGUUUUCUAAAAAAACAUUGGAACAUCAAGAAAAAGUAGAAUUAGAAAAGAGAAAAGUUGACAAAGAGUACGGAUUGUGCAAUUCACCAAGUUUUGAAAAUGUUUGUGUUUACAGAAUGUACCAGUACAAUCGAGGUAAAUGCGAUUAAUCCAAUAGAAUUCUAUGGCUCAAAGAUAAAUGAGAUUGAAUGUCUUGAAAAUAAAUUGCAGUCUGAAUUUGACAAAUUUUGUUCCACGAAGAAA